AUGGCUUCUCUGGUGGAAGCAUGGCAUCCCCCUCCACCUCCUUCAUCUUCAUCUUCUCCUUCUCCUCCCCCGCCGCCAGGUUCAUCAAGUGGGGGGAAUUCAUCAAGCUGUCCACUUAAUGCACUGAAAUUAGGAGCCUGUGUGGAUGUGCUGGGAGGGCUGGUAAAUGCUACCAUUGGAGAUCCUGCUGUCAAUACUUGCUGCCCUGUUUUGCAAGGUGUUUUGGCAAUUGAGGCAGCCCUGUGUUUGUGCACAACUAUUAGGGUUAAGCUUCUGAACCUGAACAUCAUCCUUCCCAUCGCUCUUGAGCUCUUUGUUCAGUGUGGCCUCACCCCCCCUGCUGGAUUUACUUGCCCACCACUUUCUUAG
Molecule: messenger RNA, 369 nt
Organism: Cryptomeria japonica (Japanese cedar)
Lineage: Eukaryota; Viridiplantae; Streptophyta; Pinopsida; Cupressales; Cupressaceae
Product: 36.4 kDa proline-rich protein-like
Exons: 1
Coding region: 1-369 (122 amino acids)
Source: RefSeq, a predicted model, not a curated record